CACAACCCUUAAAUUUCACAUAGCUUCCUCGCGCUCAGCGUUAAUCUGGUUGUUAUGCAGUUAAUUCCUCGUGAGCUUGACAAGCUCGUGAUAUCGCAAGCUGGGUCCCUAGCGCAGAAACGCCUUGCAAGGGGCGUUAAGUUGAAUAAGUCCGAAGCUACGGUAUUUCUUUUCCACUUUAGUCUAUUGAUCCGCGAUGGAAAACAUAGUGUCGCAGAACUCAUGGAAGAAGGCAAGACCAUGCUCGGGCGCAGACAUGUCCUCCCGCACGUAGCCAUAUCUCUGAAAGAGAUUCAAGUGGAGGGAACAUUCCCGGAUGGAACCUAUCUCCGUCCGUUGGUUGAUGCGUCUGAAUAUGAACACGAGAAGCAGCCGGGGGCCGUUGUGGCGGUCAAAGGACCAAAAAUUGUCCUCAAUGACGAGAGGAAUAGGUGCAUUCUUCGUGUUACCAACAAGGGCGACAGACCAAUACAGGUUGGGAGUCACUACCACUUCAUUGAGGUCAACCCGCAACUCGAGUUUGACAGGAUCCAGGCCUUUGGCUAUCGUCUGGACAUCCCUGCUGGGACAGCUAUUCGCUUUGAGCCAGGGGACUCUAGAACCGUCAACCUUGUCCAGAUUGGCGGACGCAAGAUCAUAACUGGAGGGAAUAAUGUUGCUAAUGGGCGCCUUGAGGGAAAAAGAAUUCCCAAAAUUCUGGAGAAUUUGCAGAAAGGUGGAUUUUCGCAUGUUCCGGUAUUCCAUGGAUAG
Messenger RNA from Tuber melanosporum (Perigord truffle), 750 nucleotides. RefSeq lists its product as uncharacterized. Gene Ontology annotation, biological process: urea catabolic process. Lineage: Eukaryota; Fungi; Ascomycota; Pezizomycetes; Pezizales; Tuberaceae. Gene Ontology annotation, cellular component: urease complex. The record is from RefSeq and is a predicted model, not a curated record. The transcript has 5 exons. The coding region runs from base 55 to 750 and encodes 231 amino acids. Gene Ontology annotation, molecular function: nickel cation binding.